GGCGAGCGCGGGAGCAUGGACGCGGAGGCCGCCCGUGGAGCCGCAGCAGGCAUUUACCCCGUGGAUAUUUUGGAAGACGACCCUGCUAGGCAUCAGGAAGCGACUCUGGCUUACUAUACCAUGCUUGGGGAAGGAGCGGGGCCCUCACCAGAGGUCUUCUCUCUUCCCACUGGGGAGCAGGUUAAACUUGAAGCUUCGUCUGUUUGCUUUUGCACCAUGCACCGUGAUGAACCUCAACACAAAAUCUUGGUCUUGGUUAAUCCCCAGGACACAAAGACAGUUGUGGCUGUUUAUGUGAAGGAGUCCUGGUGGACCACUGAAGAUGUUCUAAGAACCUCUGAUCCUUCAAGAGAAGGUCUGAUGAAGGUUCAGUCAUUUGGGGAAAGGAUUGUGCUUUUCAUUCUGAACGUCGUUAUUUUUGGAAGACUAGAAAGGAAUUUGGAUGAUGAUGACAUGUUUUUUUUACCUCACUCCGUGAAGGAGGAGGCUAAAAUUCUGUGGCGAGAUGGAGCAGCUGUUGGAUUUUACACAACCAAAAGGAAAGGCAGCCUGUGCGGCGACGGCACGAGUUCCUGCUACCUCCUGCCGGUUUUCGACACCGUGUUUGUCCGGAGGCAGCACCGCCGGCGGGGCCUGGGGCUAGCCAUGCUGCGGGACUUCUGCCAGACGUUCCGAGAUGACGAGGCCUUGGGCAUCAGCUGGCCCAUCUCGCCCGCCAUGUACCAAGUCUGCAGGCAGUUCCUGGCGGCCCACCCAGCCGAGCGGGGGCGCCUGUGGGAGGUGGAGCCCCCCGGAGCCUGGGGCCAGCGAGGCAACAUCUGGCUGAAGGUUCAGCUUCAACAGUCAAGACAACCGGACUCUCACCCAGGACAUUCCAAGGAGGCCUUGGCUGCUCGUGGGCAGACUUCUCAGGAUGAUGGAACCAGGCUCUCCCAUCACGGAGGGGCCACAAGGUUUUAGGAGAGGAUCAGCAGAGAAGACAGAGAGCAGACGGAUGGAGACUGCGCAGUGAAGGCGGCAGCGGGGUGGCUUGGGCGAGCCUGCCGGGGGGGUUAGGAGAGGCGGAAGGCCAAGAGGACGGCGACGGAUGCUGACUGCCCGGGGGGCGGGCCUGCAGCCCCACCCCUGACCCCCGCAGGCCGAGCUGACCCCCGCAGGCCGAGCUGACCCCGGGGAGGCCGGCCCCGCCCUCGGGGUUGGAGCGCUGCUGUCCCUCCACGCUCCUGUCGCUGGGCGCUGGCCCCUGUCCCUGCUGUGCUGUCUUUUGAGGGACAAACGACCACACGGACCCCCCCACCCCAGGCUUGAUGUGUGGGCUCAGGUGACGGGAAGUCUGAGAAGCACUGAAGUUAAUCCCGAAACACUGUUUGGGGCAAGUGCUUGGGACAGCGGCCUCCCCUCUCUGCAUACCUGCCCAGCCCCGCUCCAGGCGGUUCCCAGGCGCAGUCGGGGUUCCCUCCCCUGGGCCCCAGGGAGGACAGGCGAGGCUCACCCUGGCCGUGCUGCUGGCGGUUCACAGGGUGAGGCGCAGUCCAGCAGCCCCACGAGGCCCCAGAGCCCGGCUCCUGAACUUGGGGUGGACUUUGCAUGCGUUGGCCUGGCCUCACCCAGGGUCAGUAGGAUUCUUCCCAGGGCAGGCUGGUCAGCCGUCUUGGGGUGGGUGAGCUGAGUGCUGCCCUGACUUCUGGGGCAUGUCCAUCUGACCGUAUCACCGGUGACCCCCAGUCCCUUGGCUUAACACUGUCUUUGCAGCGCCCAGGGCCCAUCACAGAAGCCCCCCAGCCGGCGUCCCCCUCUGUGCUCGCCCGCCCCGCCUUCUGUCUCCAGGGCCUCCCAUCUUCAGGCACAGAAGGGUCUCACUUAGGGUCUGCCGAGGGUCUGUGCCUCCCGUCUCUCACCACCCCCUCAUGCACACACACGUGCACACACACACACGCACACGCACACAUCGGUCAGGCAGAUAGUCAGGCUCCCUCCUGCACACGCACACACACGUGCGCACACACACACACGCACACAUCAGUCAGGCAGAUAGUCAGGCUCCCUCCUGCACACGCACACACACACACACACGUGCGCGCACACACACACAC
Molecule: messenger RNA, 2093 nt
Organism: Cervus elaphus (red deer)
Lineage: Eukaryota; Metazoa; Chordata; Mammalia; Artiodactyla; Cervidae
Product: protein FAM169B-like
Exons: 9
Coding region: 16-960 (314 amino acids)
Source: RefSeq, a predicted model, not a curated record